AUGUCCAGAAACAAAGAAAAGGCACAAUCAGCAUUAAACCGAUAUCAGCAAGAAGUUAACCGACAAGCUGGGGUACUUGAAACCAACCCAAACCUACGACCUAAGUAUGUUCAAUCGGUAGAGUCUCUACCUCAAGCCGAGAAAUGGCGAUCUGUUGUGAUCACAGAGAUAUCCACUAGGUUGACACGAAUUCAGGAUCCUUUGCUUGAAGAGUCUCAAAUUAGGGAAUUAAACGAAACCUUGAAUAAGUUGAUGCUGGAAAAGAGAGCAUGGGAACAUCAUAUCAAAUCUUUGGGUGGGGCUGACUACCUCCGGUUUGGACCUAAAUUUGAAAGCAUGGGGAUGAUGGACAAUGAUAUUUCUGGCAUCAAAGGGUUCAGGUAUUUUGGAAGGGCCAAAGAUUUACCUGAAGUGAAGCUUUUGCAACAGGCAAAGAUCGAUAAAGCAACUCGAGAGUCUACGCAACAAGAUACAGAGCAGAGAGAAGUUCAAGAGCUUGAGAUGAGAUUCUCCAAUCUUGACCCUACAUACUAUUCCACGUUCACAAGAACCAACAUAUAUGACAAGGCUGAAGAUGACCUCAUUGCGAUUGUUGGGGAUGUUUACACUAGGCAGGAGGAAAGAAAAAAUGUCGAAGCAUAUAAUUUCAAGGCUAUUAGCAAAAGUCUCAGUGAUGACAUUCAGAAUACGGCAAAAGACAUGACUAUUUCACAGGCCCAGCUAGAGGAAAUUAUGGACUACUCAGACAUUAUACCCAGUGAGGAAGACAUCAAGCAAUGGGUUCUAGACCAGAAAAAACAACAGCUUCUUGCAAAGCUCGCAUCAUCAAAAUAG
Messenger RNA from Yamadazyma tenuis ATCC 10573, 834 nucleotides. It is a transcript of the gene ISY1, whose product is annotated as Isy1p. NCBI's taxonomy places the organism in Eukaryota, Fungi, Ascomycota, Pichiomycetes, Serinales, Debaryomycetaceae. Gene Ontology annotation, biological process: generation of catalytic spliceosome for second transesterification step; mRNA 3'-splice site recognition. The record is from RefSeq and is a predicted model, not a curated record. Gene Ontology annotation, cellular component: post-mRNA release spliceosomal complex; Prp19 complex; catalytic step 2 spliceosome.